Messenger RNA from Populus nigra (black poplar), 990 nucleotides. Its product is annotated as large ribosomal subunit protein uL16-like. Gene Ontology annotation, biological process: ribosomal large subunit assembly; translation. The record is from RefSeq and is a predicted model, not a curated record. Gene Ontology annotation, cellular component: cytosolic large ribosomal subunit; ribosome. NCBI's taxonomy places the organism in Eukaryota, Viridiplantae, Streptophyta, Magnoliopsida, Malpighiales, Salicaceae. Bases 145 to 807 code for a protein of 220 amino acids. The transcript has 4 exons. Gene Ontology annotation, molecular function: structural constituent of ribosome.
UACGUCCCAAAACCAAACCGUGUUAGGGUUUUACUUUUCUUGUUCCCUUCUCUCUCCUCUCUAUAAAUACAAAGCCUCUACUUUUCUACCUCUUAUUUUCUUUCUCUAGGGUUUCUGCGCCGAUCUACUGCACACAAAGUCGCCAUGGGUAGAAGACCUGCAAGAUGUUACCGUCAGAUCAAAAAUAAGCCAUACCCAAAAUCACGUUACUGCCGUGGUGUGCCUGACUCUAAGAUCAGGAUUUAUGAUGUUGGCAUGAAGAGGAAGGGAGUUGAUGAGUUCCCAUUCUGUGUGCACUUGGUGUCCUGGGAGAAGGAGAAUGUCUCCAGUGAGGCUCUUGAGGCAGCACGUAUUGCUUGCAACAAAUACAUGGCCAAGUUUGCUGGAAAGGAUGCUUUCCAUUUGAGAGUCAGGGUUCAUCCAUUCCAUGUGUUGCGAAUCAACAAGAUGCUUUCAUGUGCUGGAGCUGAUAGGCUCCAAACUGGCAUGAGGGGUGCUUUCGGUAAACCACAGGGAACUUGUGCUAGAGUUGCAAUUGGACAGGUUCUUCUGUCUGUUCGCUGCAAGGACAACAACAGUCACCAUGCUCAGGAGGCUCUUCGCCGUGCAAAAUUCAAGUUCCCUGGUCGCCAAAAGAUUAUUGUCAGCAGGAAGUGGGGCUUCACCAAGUUUAAUCGCAAUGAUUAUUUGAAGUUGAAGGCCGAGAACAAGAUUAUGUCAGAUGGUGUGAAUGCCAAGCUUCUUGGAUGCCAUGGACCCUUGGCCAACCGUCAGCCUGGAAGAGCAUUCUUACCUGCUACUGCUUAGAUCAUAUCAUUCCUGGAAGGAACUUUGUUCAUCUCUUAGCAUCUGAGGAAUUUAUCCAUUACUCUCUUUUACUAGUAUUGCAUGUUGUUGAACUGUUUAAGUUUAUUCCAAACUGUACUGAGGAUAUCGUAUGAAAUUUCGUGGUAUGAUGGUGUUUUUGCAAUAGUUGAAUCAAUUUUGGUA